Molecule: messenger RNA, 4823 nt
Organism: Clarias gariepinus (North African catfish)
Lineage: Eukaryota; Metazoa; Chordata; Actinopteri; Siluriformes; Clariidae
Gene: rimbp2a
Product: RIMS binding protein 2a
Exons: 23
Coding region: 491-4141 (1216 amino acids)
Biological process (GO): neuromuscular synaptic transmission
Molecular function (GO): protein binding
Source: RefSeq, a predicted model, not a curated record
GCCUGCAGCUGAUGAUGAUGUGAGAGGACUGAAAAAAAGGGGGGAAGCUACAACCUUGGAGCUGAAACACGAGGUCUCGUCUGUCCAUCUGACUAAUGUCAACCGAUUUCGCCUUCUGGAGGAGACGAAUCGAACCCUGAAGCUUGAGGUGGCCACACUGAGGCAGCAGAAGCAGCUCUUUAAAUCACUAGAAACGGAAGUGAGUGAGAGGAGAAAGAGGUGUCAGUUUCUUGAGCGGGAAGUGAAGAACAAGAUCUUGGCAUGCCAGAGUUUGAAGCAUGAGCUCCAACGGGCAAAACAGGAACGGAAACGCCUCAAUCUGCAGCUGUUCAGUCACAGCCUGAAGGCGGAGCAGUACGAGGAGGUGAAGUCGGACUAUGAACAGCUCAGAGAGACAUUGGCGAGUGUAAAAGAGCAGAGGGACUUGGCAAGACGGGAAAAAAAUGAGCUCCAAGGCAAACUGGAGAAUCUUGAACAGGACCUAAAGUGUAUGUGUGAGGCUGCAGAAGCAAGGCAGCAGCUGGAGGCAGAGCAUGAACAGGCCCUGGAGAUCCUCAGCUCCACACAGCAGGAGAUCCAGCUUCUGCGAAAGGCUAAGGCUGAGGCUGAUAAGGAGCAUGAAGAAAAAGUUCAUUUGCUAGAGGUCAAAGUUCAUGACCUGGAACAGAAAUGCCAGACUCAGAGUGACAAGUGCAACAUUCUGUCCAAAGAGUUGGAGAAACUUCACUUAGGUUUGCACACUGAUCCUGAAUGCUGGCCAGAAACGAACUUGUCACCAAGAGCAAUCUGUAACCUCUUCAACGAGCUGCAGUGUCGCACUGGGAAAGGUGUUGAGAGAUCUGCAGGUUCUCCGCUAAUCUCUGAGCUCCUCCAGCCACUGCAGGUCGGCGGAGACACGCCUGAGACGCCCUUGCACAUUGACAUCGCCAUAAUAACAAGACCCCAAUCAAUGAGCACCUCAGAGAUGGAUAAUGAGGUGAGUCCAGCUCCAAGAUCAAAGGCAAGGUACACAGGACAGGUCCGUCUUUGUACGGCUCGCUACAGUUAUAAUCCUUACGAUGGACCCAAUGAGCAUCCUGAGGCUGAGUUGCCUCUUGUUGCUGGGAAAUAUCUUUAUGUGUAUGGAGACAUGGAUGAUGAUGGAUUCUAUGAAGGAGAGCUGUUGGAUGGCCAGCGUGGCUUGGUCCCUUCUAAUUUUGUGGAGUUCGUUCAGGACAAAGAGAAACCAUCUGUGGAUGGAGCAGAGGAUCCAGGUCAACUGGAACAUGGCUCUUUAAGCCUCACAGCCAUAGACGGUGGCAUUUGCCUGGACAACCUAAGCAUCGACUCCUUUGGGCCCUGUAGUAAUGGGACUGGCACUCUAGAUGCUGAAGAGCUGGCUGAUGACAUUGUGCCUUACCCAAGAAAAAUUAACUUAAUCAAACAGCUUGCAAGGAGUGUCAUCGUGGCUUGGGACCAACCUUUAGUGCCCCUCGGAUGGGGCAACAUCAAUUGCUACAAUGUUUUAGUGGAUGGGGAGGUGCGGGCCACUGUGCCCUUCAGUGGCAGGACCAAACUCCUAGUGGAGAAGCUGGAUCUGGCUGCGUGUACAUACCGCGUGUCAGUGCAGAGCGUGACGGACCGAGGCCUGUCGGAUGAGCUUCGGUGCACCAUGUUGGUGGGACGGAAUGUCACGGUGGCCCCAACUGGCCUGCGCUUGGACGACAUCUUGCGUGACUCAGCAGAGCUCUCCUGGCUCCCCAGCAACAGCAACUACUCCCACACAGUGUUUUUGGAUGGAGUUGAGCAUGCCGUGGUGAAGCCAUGCUGUUACAGACUACGCUUCAGCAACCUGAAAGCCACCACUGUGUACAAGGUGAGGGUGGUGGCCAAACCACACCAGGUGCCCUGGCACAUGCCACUGGAACAGCGAGAGAAAAAGGAGACAGGAGUUGAGUUCUGCACACAGGCUGCAGGCCCUCCUUUGCCACCCAACGAGGUGCACGUCCAGGUUGGACAGGCUCCAGGGAUUUUGCAAGUUCACUGGAAACCUCCGUUGUUGACGCCCAUGGGAACUUCCAAUGGUGCCAACGUCAUUGGCUACGCAGUGUGUACCAAGGGCCAGAGGAUUGCUGAGGUGUUGUACCCAAUGGCUGAUUUCACAACAGUGGAUCUGAACUGUAUCCAGUGUUUGGAGGCUCGUGAGGUCGUGGUCAGGACUUUAUCAGCACAAGGCGAAAGCCAGGACUCGCAAGUUGCCAUCAUUCCUAACAACCUGCUCGUGCCUCCACCCCAAACCCACCUUCCACCUCACCAUGUGCAAUCUUCUCUACCACACCAAGUGCCCCAGCCCCUGCCUCCACAGCCUGCACUCCCACCCCCAAUGCAGGCUCUUCCCCCUCACGCUGUCCCUGAUCCAAGUUCCCAUCUACAAACACUUUCCAUUCGCCCAAAUCACCCAAUCCCUCAUCUUCAGCCUCAUCCUGUGCCCCAUCCAACUCAACCAUCUCCUCCUCACCUCCAACCAUUACCUGCUCUCCCCUUCCCCCAGCCCCAACCUACCAUCCCUAUACCUCAGCCCACAAUCCCAGUACCUCAACCCACUAUUCCAAUGCCUCAACCCCACAUUCCCCAGCUGGCUCUUCCCCAGCCACAUAGACCACCAAGUGCCAGAGAACUGGAAACCAAAGAGCAGGUACCGGGAAUGCUUCACCCUGCUGGGGGUCCUGCACAGUCAUGGGAGCCUGUGUGCUCUCCGUCUGGCCUUCCCCCAGCUCUGCCACAUGGACACACUCUCGAGGCACCGCCAUGCCCUAACCGCCGCUCCCCUUCUCCUCAGAGAAUCCUCCCCCAGCCCAGAGGCACGCUCAUCCCGGAUACAAUGGCCAAAGCCAUCGCCCGUGAAGCUGCCCAAAGAGUGGCUGCAGAGAGUGGGCGGAUGGAGAGGCGAAGUCAGGGCUUUCACUCUCAAAACUCAGAUGAGGAAGAGGAUGAGGAAAGCUAUCAAUCUCGCAGAAGAGGAGCAUCUGUGGAUGACUUCCUCAGGGGAUCAGAGCUGGGCAGGCAGUCCCACUACAGUCACAGUGAAGAGUACCAGACAGAAAGCAGUCGAGGUUCAGACCUAUCUGACAUUAUGGAGGAGGAUGAGGAAGAGCUGUAUUCUGAAAUGCAACUGGAGGAUGGACGACGGCGCAACUCACACAGUGCUCUUAAGGUUGGAGGCAACAUUUCAUCUUCAGGAAGACUGGAUCGAGACUCAAAUCGAAGGCCAGCUCAUGGAGGUCCUCAGCCACAACGCAGACCCCUCAUGGUCCCUUCUAUUGGAGGUUACAGGGACCGAGGACGACGAUCUCCUCCAUACUAUGAUGAGUCCGAGCCAGAAGAUUCCUUCCGUAUAUUUGUAGCAUUGUUCGACUAUGACCCCCUCUCAAUGUCCCCGAACCCAGAUGCCGCUGAUGAAGAGCUUCCUUUUAAAGAGGGACAGAUAAUCAAGGUGUAUGGGGACAAAGACAACGAUGGGUUUUAUCGUGGAGAGAUCCGUGGACGGUCUGGACUUAUUCCGUGUAACAUGGUAUCAGAGAUACAGGCUGAGGAUGAGGAGACUAUGGAUCAGCUCAUGAAGCAAGGCUUUCUACCCCUAAAUACCCCGGUGGAUAGAAUAGAGCACAGUCGAAAAGGUGGCAGGCACCCUGUGGCUACACGGAGAAUGGUUGCUCUUUAUGACUAUGACCCCAGGGAGAGUUCACCAAAUGCAGAUGUUGAGGCAGAGCUGACGUUCUGUGCUGGUGACAUCAUCGCUGUAUUUGGGGAGAUAGAUGAAGAUGGUUUCUAUUAUGGUGAGAUUAAUGGACAUCGUGGUCUAGUUCCGUCGAACUUUCUAGAAGAAGUGCCUGAUGAUGUAGAGGUCUAUCUGACAGAGACGCCGUCCCACCCUGAGCAGGAAGAGCCGGUGCCAGACCAACGCCCGAAGCCUAAACGGAUGCCAGUGGAAAACACGGUUCCGGCACCCGUCGUGGGAAGACCAGCGUCCCCAAUUGUGCGUCCUCUGCUCCCUGUGGGUCCUAGCCAUCCCCUUAGUCCUGCCAGGGGGCCGCGGGACCAAAAAAAGAAGAAAGGACUGCUGUCCAAGGGAAAGAAACUGCUCAAGAAGUUCUCAAAGUAAAAUCUGAUGUCAUACACAAUCAAAAAAAGGGCAACAUGUUCAUGUUUUCAAGAAAAUCUACAGCCAUUUUCAUAUUUAUGUGCCAAAACCAUGCAGUACAGGCCAGAAAUUAGGAAGCAACUUGUGGAUUUUUUUCCCCAUGUCAUUAUAGCUGGUUAUGAGUUUCAAUAAUUAUGAUUCCCUUCCCUGCCCCCCCUCCUGAAGACUCUCUUAUUAGAUGCCAGUGGAAAACACGGUUCCGGCACCCGUCCUGGGAGGACCAGCGUCUUGCAACAUCUAUAAUUCAAUUCAAUUCAAUUUUAUUUGUAUAGCGCUUUUAACAAUUGACAUUGUCGCAAAGCAGCUAAUCUUCACCAUUUAGUUUUUAUUUAUUUAUUUAUUUGGAUUUUACAUCAAAGUCUUUGUUCUUAGAAAUUUUAUGUGUGUCUCAUUUUUUAUGGAACAUUCUACAUAAACGCAGAUUUGGUUACGUUUAAAAAUUGCUUGCUUUCUCUGGCCUGUAGGGAAUAUUCGAGCUACCAGUUUAUCAGGUUCACCUUGUACACGGGUCAGUUAAGGUGCUGACAUAUGCAGUGUUUAUUCAUUUAAAUGAAGCCCUGGUGUGUGAGAGAUUUGUCCAUGUGACUUCUACACUCAACAGUUUUUCCCAUUGCCUUAUUUCUGACCAAUAAUUGAAGGAGUA